This is a messenger RNA of Gopherus flavomarginatus (Mexican gopher tortoise), 5013 nucleotides long. It is a transcript of the gene HRH1, whose product is annotated as histamine receptor H1. Lineage: Eukaryota; Metazoa; Chordata; Testudines; Testudinidae. The record is from RefSeq and is a predicted model, not a curated record. Bases 398 to 1825 code for a protein of 475 amino acids. Gene Ontology annotation, cellular component: dendrite; membrane. Gene Ontology annotation, biological process: regulation of vascular permeability; positive regulation of vasoconstriction; chemical synaptic transmission. The transcript is spliced from 4 exons. Gene Ontology annotation, molecular function: neurotransmitter receptor activity; histamine receptor activity; G protein-coupled serotonin receptor activity.
GGCAGAGCCAGCACAGACCCCAGGAACCAGCUGGCACGUACCUCUGCUGCACACGGGAAACUUCCUUCACCAGAAAGCGCUGGGGAGCUGGAAAGUUUCCCGUCCCAGUCCGAGCCCUAUAACAGGGAUUAUCCAAACCAGAAGAAUUUCCUCAUUUUGCUCGGUUCUGACCAACUCUACACUGGAGGUGGGUUCGAUUCAGUGGCAGGUAACAUGAUUCCAGAAUAUUGUUUGGUAAGGCACUGUGGAAUACCUCAGGAUGAAAGUUAUAACAUAAAUAGUCACCAAAAGAACCAGAACGCAACACACCAUAAACUCAACCACGCUUGUAAACAAGAGUGCAUUACCAGGAUCCUGACAGCUGCCCUGAUUUCUCCUCUGUGACCUUGAGCAAAAGAUGUGUGAAACAAAGAACUCAACAGAGGCUCACCCAAUCCCGCUAGGGAUGGCCCUGGGGAGCAUCUCACUGAUUACAGUCAUCAUGAAUAUUUUGGUCCUAUAUGCAGUAAAAAUAGAAAGAAAGCUGCAUACAGUUGGGAACUUGUACAUUGUCAGCCUAUCAGUUGCGGAUCUUAUAGUUGGUGCAGCUGUUAUGCCACUGAACAUUAUGUACCUACUGAAGCACAGAUGGGUACUGGGCAGACCAGCCUGUCAGUUCUGGCUCUCAAUGGAUUAUGUAGCCUCCACAGCCUCCAUCUUCAACCUUUUUAUAUUGUGCCUAGAUCGUUACCGUUCAGUUCAGCAACCACUCAAGUAUCUCAAGUACCGGACCAAAAGUAGAGCUUUGGUGAUGAUUUCUGGAGCUUGGCUGAUUUCUUUUCUGUGGAUCAUACCAAUUCUAGGCUGGCGUACUUUUACCAAUGGUGGGGAACGGCAAGUGGAAGAAGGGACCUGUGAAACAGAGUUCUCCACAGUCACCUGGUUUAAAGUGUUGACGGCCAUUGUCAACUUCUAUGUCCCAUCUUUCCUGAUGUUAUGGUUCUAUGCAAAAAUAUACAAGGCUGUCCGGAAACACUGUCAGCACCGAGAGCUAAUCAAUGGAUCGUUUCGGUCUUUCUCAGAAAGCAAAAGUAUACAUCGUGAUAAGGUGCAGGAAAAGCAAACCAUUUGCCACCAAAAGCCAAAUAAAGAUAUAAGCACAGGUCUUUCAAAAGGAAGCUCUGUAGACCCUUGCUGUAAUGUAAAUCUCUACGUCCCUCAGUCCAAAAGUAUGGGGGCAAAGCUUGAACUCAGCAGCUUUGACAAACCCCCAAAGGCUCUCAUUACAGAAGGUGACAGCAAGGUAGUAAAACUGAGCUGUUUUCCCCUUGCCAUUGCCAAGACUCAGCUAGGACCAGAUAAAGUGGGAAUGAAGUAUGUGCCUGUCAAGAAGGGGUCUUGCUCACAGGCUCCAGAGUUAAGUGACACAUCAGAUGAACACACUUUCAUUGAGGGGGCCUCCUGUAAAAAUGACUCCGAUCUCACCCUGAUCCCAGCAGCUUCUAGUGCUGAGGCAAACACUAACAAAGACUCUGCAGGCCUCAGUUACCUGAAGAGCACCUGGUGGAGACUGCGCACCCAGUCUAUGCAAGGGGUGCAUGUGAACAGGGAGAGGAAAGCAGCCAAGCAGCUGGGUUUUAUAAUGGCAGCCUUUAUGGUGUGCUGGAUUCCCUAUUUUGUGCUGUUUAUGGUAAUAGCCUGUUGUCAAAGCUGUUGCAACUACAGUUUACAUAUGUUCACUAUUUGGCUUGGUUAUGUGAACUCCACCUUAAAUCCAUUCAUCUAUCCCCUCUGUAAUGAGAACUUCAAGAAGACGUUCAAAAAGAUCUUUCAUAUUCACUCAUAAUACCUCAUCAGAUUGUUUUUAUUUGGGGUAAAAAAAAAGUGAAUCCAUGAUUUUUCAAAGAAAGAAAACUUUCCAGUUUCAAAGGAAAUUAUGAAUGAGGUAGAAGGCUUUAAAAAUGUAAUCCGUAGAACUAUCAUGUGAAAACAGGAAACACGUACUUACAUGACAAAUAAGAGCUUUAAAGUUCAAAGUAUUUAAAGGGGAACUGGCUUUGACAAGGAUUCCUGAAAACUCAGGACUCAGUCUCAGGACUGCUAUGCUAAUGUACAUAUUUUACAUCUUUUAAGACUUCUUUUUUCCAUCAUGUAGAACAAACUGUAGAGAUGGACAGAAAUCUUCAGUGGUUAUGAGCUAAUUAGAUACGGAAAGAAAAAAGACUUCAGUUUAUAUGUUCACUCUAAUGUUCAUGUUGUCUUCUGUAACUUACUUUUUUUAAAAGUUAACCUGGAGACAUGCUGCUUGUUAAAGGCACAGAUCUCCUACAGGAUAUGGUAUUUCAUGCAGUCAACGUAUGACUCUUGAAUUGUUUGAAAAUGUACCCUAUUUAUUUCUAAAUUCCCCCAGAAUCGUGCACUUUUAGAGAUACCAAGUUGCAUUGUCAUUUACUAUAGAAAUCUUUGAUAUUGUGUUUGUGUUGAUUUCCAACAGCAUUGUUCAUUUUAUUGGAAAAGAUAUCAAUAUUUUUUCUAUAUGCUAAAUAUUUCACCAUAUUGAUAGACUUCUCAAACCCACUAUACUAUAGUUACUUUUGCUAUAAGAGAAUACAAUUGUUUCUAAACUUGUACUGUAAAGUAGAGGGAGGAUAAACUACCUUGUCCUCCUUCCUACAGCUAGGACAUAGCCCUAGCAAGUUCCCCUAAAGCUGGUGCAAAUACGCUGCUCUACAUUAGGUGAACUCUUCACACAAAGCUGCAUACAGCAACUGAUCUUUACAAGGAAAGUGAACAAUUAGAGUACAUUUUCCUUUCCUGUCAUUUAAAUUUAAUUACAUCUUACAAGCCACAUUGUAAUGGCUAUUACACAUUUCCUGAACUAAGCUAUGAAUGGAACACUUGUGCCAGGAAAAGAAGUAGCUUGAUUUAGAAGGACUGGAGAGCCUUGCAGUCAGAGGUGACACUAACAAGCUGACACUUGCCUAUGCAUUGGCUGACUCCUUUGCCCCCUACAGCUACAGUGUACCAAUAAUCCCCGGAAACAGACAUGCCCUUCCACACAAUAGGAAUGAACUCUGCCCCAGUGAGUUCAUUUAGAUAUAGAUUUCUAAAUAUGUAUUAAUUAAAGGUCAGGAGAAGACAAUAAAAUAUAGUUCCUUAGAGCAGUGGUUUGCAACCUGUGGUCCAUGGAGGUCUGCAGACUGUGUCUACACUACGAAAUUAUGUCGAAUUUAUAGAAGUCAAUUUUUAGGAAGCGAUUUUAUACAGUCAUUUGUGUGUGUCCUCACUAAGCACAUUAAGUCGGUGGAGUUUGUCCACAGUACCGAGGCUAGUGUUGACUUUCAGAGCAUUGCACUGUGGGUAGCUAUCCCACAGUUCCUGCAGUCUCCACUACCCAUUGGAAUUCUGGGUUGAGCUCCCACUGCCUGCUGGGGCAAAAAUAUUAUUGCAGGUGGUUUUGGGUACAUGUCAGUCGCCACUCCCUCCGUGAGACAAUCGUUUCACGCUUUUUUCUGCACAGACGCCAUACCAUGGCAAGUGUGUAGCCCUCUCGACUCAGCCACCGUUGUUGUGUCCUGGGUGCUGCUGGCAGCAAAUGGUACAGUAGGGCUGCAAACAUCGUCAUGCUUCCGCUGCCACUCUGCUCUCCUGCUCCGGCAGCAGAUGGUGCAAUAGGGCUGCAAACCAUCGUCGUCGAACAACCGCUUCUGCUGCCACUCUGCUCUCCUGCUCCGGCAGCAGACGGUACAAUAGGGCUGCAAACCAUCAUCACGCUUCCGCUGCCACUCUGCUCUCCUGCAGACACCAUACCACGGCAAGCAUGGAGCCCGCUCAGAUCACCGUGGCAGUUACGAGCACUGUAAACAUCUUGCACAUUAUUCUGCAGUAUAUGCAGCACCAGAACCUGCAAAAGCAGGCAAGGAGGCAACAGCAGCACAGUGACGAGAGUCAUGAGGACAUGGACACAGACUUCUUUCAAAGCACGGGCCCUGGCAAUUUGGACAUCAUGGUGGUAAUGGGGCUGGUUGAUACAGUGGAAUGCUGAUUCUGGGCCUGGCGAACAAGCACAGACUGGUGGGACCCCAUAGUGUUGUGGGUAUGGGAUGAUUCCCAGUGGCUGUGCAACUUUUGCAUGCAUAAGGCCACUUUUAUGGAACUGUGUGAGUUGCUUUCCCCCGCCCUGAAGUGCAGGAAUAUCAAGAUGAGACCUGCCCUGACAGUUGAGAAGCAAGUGGUGAUAGCCCUCUGAAAGCUUGCAACACCUGACUGCUACUUGUCAGUCAGGAAUCAAUUUGGAGUGGGCAAAUCUACCAUAGGGGCUGCUGUGAUCCAAGUAGCCAAGGCAAUGACUAACCUGGUAGCAAGGGUAGUGACUCUAGGAAAUGUGCAGGUCAUAGUGGAUGGCUUUGCUGCAAUGGGAUUCCCUAACUGGUGGGGCGAUAGACAGAAUGCAUAUCCCUGUCUUGGGACUGGAGCACCAAGGCAGUCAGUACAUAAACCCGAAAGGGGUACUUUUCAAUGGUGCUGCAGGCACUGGUGGAUCACAAGAGACAUUUCACCAACAUCAACGUGGGAUGGCCGGGAAAGGUACAUGACGCUCGCAUCUUCAGAAACUCUGGUCUAUCUGAAUGGCUGCAGCAAGGGACUUACAUUCCAGACCAGAAAACAACAGUUGGGGAUGUUGAAAUGCCUAUGUUUAAAAGUGUGCUGGUGCAGUUUAAUGACUCAGUUAGACCUCAACAAAACAAAUAUUCCCAUCGUUAUUACUGCUUGCUGUAUGCUCCACAAUAUCUGUGAGAGUAAGGGGGAGACAUUUAUGGUGGGGUGGGAGGUUGAGGCAAAUCACCUGGCCGCUGAUUACACGCAGCCCGACACCAGGGUGGUUAGAAGAGUACAGCAAGGCGCGCUGCGCAUCAGAGAAGCUUUGAAAACCAGUUUCAUGAAUGGCCAGGCUACACUGUAAAAGUUCUGUUUCUUUCUCCUUGAUGAAAAUCCACCUCCUUUGUUCACUGUUCUUCCCUGUAAGCCAACCGC